This is a messenger RNA of Paramuricea clavata, 1776 nucleotides long. NCBI's taxonomy places the organism in Eukaryota, Metazoa, Cnidaria, Anthozoa, Malacalcyonacea, Plexauridae. The record is from the annotation of a GenBank genome assembly.
UUAUAAACUGCGACAGUAACUGAGUUUUCCAGAACAUCACAAAGCGAAGACUACUUGACGAGAAAGAAAAAUUAUCACAUCUCAAAAAAAUGGCGAACUACCAACUACACGGGCAGGGACAAGAUACGGGAGCAUUUUCAAACCCAACCAUGGCAAAUCAAGUUGACUUCAAUUGUAGAACAAGUCGCCAUAACUGUUCUGCAAUACAUUACUCCUAUUUCCCAUAUGUUCCCACUCAACCCCAAGAAUAUUUCUGGUCACCAUGUAAAUGUAUUGGCGCGAAUGAAGACAAAGUGAAGCCACCCUAUAGCUACAUUGCUUUGAUAGCGAUGGCAGUUGAAAACCAGCCUGAUAAAAAGAUAACUUUGAACGGUAUCUACCAAUUCAUUAUUGAAAGGUUCCCUUAUUACAGGAAGAACCGUCAUGGAUGGCAGAACUCAAUCAGACAUAACCUGAGUUUGAAUGAUUGCUUUGUUAAAGUCCCCAGGGAUGACAAGAAAGCAGGAAAAGGUUCUUACUGGUCCUUAGAUCCUGACAGCUACAACAUGUUUGAAAAUGGCAGCUACUUGCGAAGACGGAAACGAUUUAAAAAGAAGAAAGAGAGUCGGGAAGAUUCUGAGAGUAGUUUUGGUGAAACUUCAAGGAGUUCGUCUCAAGAGAGAGACACAAGUCCACAGGGACAAACACAUGAUAAUAUAGCAAGCUGGCCCCCAACAACUCAUGAACGAACUAGUGUUAUUAAUACAAAUAUUCCUUCAGGAUAUUUUCCUCUUAACUUGGAACAUCAAGUUGAGCAAGUCAACGACCCUUUCAGGCGACAAGAAGAGUUUCCAUUUCAAACAGAACAGAGGAAUGAUGUUUCUCCUUGUGAAAGUCGUUUCCCACCUCAAUGUAGCAGGACGGAUCAAACCAUCCCAGCUCACAAUAUAACCUCACCAAACAAUCCUAACCUUACUGAUUCAAACUGGCGCGGCUAUCAAUCGCAACAGAAUCCCAACUACCGCCCAAUUCAUAAUCCAACAUUAAAUUUUAAUUCCAAUCAUGGCAAAGAUAAGCCAAGGUUGUUUUCGGGUUAUCCUGCCGUCGCUGAAGAAAUGUAUUCUAAUCCACAAAUUUCCUCACCUCUGAACCCAGCAAGAAGCGCCCCGUGCAAUGUUCCUGCGAGAACUGCUCCAUAUUACGAAGAAGACAUGAACAGACAUCCUAAACAAUACACAGAAAGAUACGUAAGAAAUCACGCAAACAACUUUCAACCGCCAUUUCCUUCUGAGUACACGACGUUUGAAGAAAAUCAAAGGUGUUUGGCAAGAGAAGGACAGAAUGUUUCAAAGGUUUGUUCAUCAAAUGAAGGCCAGUGGAAUGGUUUCACUCCACCAAGAACAGAACAUACAGGAACAAACAUUUUUACUGCACGUCCACCAUUCGGGAAUUGUUCAUGGUCUUGAACUUUAAUCUAUUCAUAUGUCAGGUGAAGACAUUGUAUUAAACUUCCUUCAUAGUACGGUCGUAAUAUUGUAUAAAUAAGUUGGAUAUAAUAAGUUUUAAAAUAUGUCGUAUGCAGUUCAGGCAUGUACUAGCUGCUUUAUGGCCUUGGCGGGCUCUUUUCCACUUCAAAUGCAUUUUAAAAAAUUGUCGUUAGUUCCAACCUACAGUGCUCAGGACACAAUUAAAGAAAUACAUUUCCGUGUGAUGAUUUGAUGAAGUGGAAAAUAGUCUUGCUUUAACUAAGAUCUAAGUGUAAAGAUAUUCCAUUAUAGACUAAAGGUAAAUUUAAAU